AUGAAAUUUGACAGCAUACUUUCAGAAAUUAAUGGAUUUGGAAAAUUCCAAAUAAAGCUAGUUUUGAUUCAGUUAUUCUCUCGAAUUACUUUGCCAUGCCACUUUCUGCUGAAUAAUUUCAUGGCAGCUGUUCCCUCUCAUCAUUGCAACAUCUCUGCUCUGGAUGAUGGAGGCCUGUUUGGGAAUCUAACUCUGGAGCAGAAACUGACCGUCGGUAUUCCAGUAGAAAACGAUGGGACGCCGCAGUCCUGUGUGAUGUAUUCAAAGCCGCAAUAUCAACAUCUGUCAGGCUGCAACAACAGUGAGGAUAUGCAUACUGUCCAGUGUCAGAACGGAUUGGUGUAUGACAACAGCAUAUUUAAAACUACUUUAGCAACAGAGUGGGAUCUAGUUUGUAGCAGAAAGGGGAUGAACAAGGCAACAGCCACUAUUUUCUUCAUCGGUGUCAUGGUUGGAGCCCCAGUGUUUGGGUUUCUCAGUGACAGGUUUGGGCGACGGCCGCUGCUGUUAGUAUCCUAUUUAUCAUCCAUGAUAUUCGCUAUCCUUAGUGCAUUCUCCACAUCAUAUGUGAUGUUUGUCAUCAUGAGAUUUUUCACAGGGAUGUCACUUGCUGGAAUAAGUAUCAUUUCUAUUGUUUUGAAUGUUGAGUGGUUUGAUGUUAAACACAGGACCUUUUCUGGGAUAAUCAUAAGCCUGGAUUGGACACUUGGAAACUGGAUUCUGACUGGAAUAGCAUACUGUGUGAAUGAGUGGAGGAUGCUCAUACUGGCAGUCACCUCACCCCUGAUAGUGUCCAUCAUUGCCUGGAGGUGGCUUCCAGAAUCUGCAAGGUGGCUUUUGGCCAACGGGAAGGCAGAAGCUGCUCAUGAAUACAUAAUGCAAUGUGCUGAAAUGAACAACAGAUCCAAGAGUAUGGCCUCGGUCACACCAAGGGCAUUACUGGAAUCUGCACAAACUGAAACUGUAGAUAAGAAUUACACUUUUGUAGAUCUUUUCAAGACCCGAAACAUAAGGAAGAUCUCUAUUUAUUCAGGGAUUGUGUGGUAUGGAGUGGCAUUUACAUAUUAUGGAAUAAGUCUGAAUAUCACUGGGUUUGGACUGAACCCAUACCUCACACAAUUUAUAUUUGCAUCCAUUGAAAUGCCAAUGAAGAUUGGUCUGUAUUUCUUCCUGGAAAUUCUUGGCAGAAAGCCUGGGCAGGUGUCAGCCCUGCUGCUGACUGGUCUCUGUCUCUUUAUCAACAUGUUUGUCCCUAAAGGUCAAUGGGUUGUUCGUACUGUUGUGGGAGUUAUUGGAAAAGCCAUGUCAGAAGCCACAUUUACCAUUGUCUUCCUCUACACAACUGAACUCUUUCCUACAGUUGUAAGACAGAAUGCUUUAGGCUACACAUCAUUCUUGGCACGGCUGGGUGUCUCCAUUUCCCCGCUCAUCAUGCUUUUAGAGGAUGUGUGGUAUCUCUUUCCUGCAGCCAUUUACAGUACAGUCGCAGUGGGCUCUGGUCUAGUGGCUUCACUCCUUCCUGAAACAUUAAAUGCCCAGCUUCCACAAUAUAUCGAGGAUAUAGACAAACCAAGGGUGCAAUCAACAGAGAAGAAAGAGGUUAAUUAAAAUCACAUUUUGCGGCCAUGACAGCAAUGUGGUGUUUCAUUUUUAC
Notolabrus celidotus (New Zealand spotty) is the source of this 1654-nucleotide messenger RNA. RefSeq names its product solute carrier family 22 member 7-like. Gene Ontology annotation, biological process: transmembrane transport. Bases 1 to 1608 code for a protein of 535 amino acids. The record is from RefSeq and is a predicted model, not a curated record. Gene Ontology annotation, molecular function: transmembrane transporter activity. Gene Ontology annotation, cellular component: membrane. The transcript is spliced from 10 exons. Lineage: Eukaryota; Metazoa; Chordata; Actinopteri; Labriformes; Labridae.